AUGAUUAGAUACCGAGUUGGGCCUCCGGGUUUGGAGUAACUGUAUGUUUUGGAUAGCUCCCGAAAACAAUUUCAACAAGUCAAACAGAGCAACAAAAAAAAAGGUGACGACUAAUUGUAACAUAAUGGAAUACAAGCACACCUUGAACCCGACCACCGCGAACCGAUCCCAGCAGCAGCAUCCCGAGCAGUGCCAUCACCAGUGUCGUCAGUACAGUCAGUGUCAGUGCCAGAGGAUGAUGCAAGCUUAGCAGCAUCCAGCAACUGCAUCACCAUCGUUCCGAGAGUGGAACGAAAGAGGAAGAGGAAGUGAGUGCGAAAGAGAGAGAGGCCGGGCGUCCGUCCGCGUCGCAGUGCAAGGCAGCAGGAAAACCGGAGAUCUUCUACGCGAGAUAUAAAAGACUAUGAUCGUUGCAAGGUGCUGAGCCUGAAGACGUCAUCCCACUCAACCACACCAGACAAAACCUAAUCUACACAGAGAGACUUUUCACGGAGAGAAAAAAUGCUGGCUAACAAAGCAAUUCACGUGGCACUGCCGGCGGUACUGUUGUUACUCCUAUGGCUGCCAUUCGGGUGCCGAGCGGGCCUGGACAACUGCCCACCCCAGUGUCAGUGCGACGACGACACGUUGGAGGUGACCUGCAAAGAAGGUAACCUGGAUGUGCUUCCGAUCGCAUUGAACCCAUCACUGCAGCGACUAUCGAUUCGAAACAACAAACUCAAGACCAUCGAUUCGUCGAUGCAGUUCUACACGGAGUUGACCUUCCUGGAUUUAAGCUACAACCAUCUGUUCAACAUGUGGCCGGGAACAUUUGCCAAUCAGAAGAAGCUGGUCGAGCUGCAUCUGAAUCACAACAAGGUGGGCUCGAUCACGAACCGGACUUUUAUGGGACUGGAGUCCCUGUUGAUACUGAACCUGCGGGGGAACUUUUUGGACGAAUUGACCGAGGGAGUGUUUGUGGGGUCGAAGAAGCUAGAAGAGCUGAAUUUGGGCCAGAAUCGAAUCGGAAAGAUCGAUCCGAAGGCAUUCGAUGCUUUGGUGAACCUGAAGGUGCUAUAUUUGGAUGAUAAUACACUGAAUGCAGUACCAUCGGCGGCGUUUGCGCCACUGGUGGUCCUAGCGGAGCUGUAUCUAGGGAUCAAUUCGUUUGCAACGAUCCCGAAGGAUGCGUUCAUGCAGCUGGGCAAACUGAGCUGGUUGGAUUUGCGAGGAGCAGCGCUGGCAAAUGUAACAAGCGAGAGCUUCAACGGGCUGGAUGCGUUGAGGGUACUGGAUUUGUCGGAUAACAGAUUGAGCCGGAUACCGACUCCGGAGUUGACGUCGUUGACACGGCUGGAAGAGCUGGCGUUGGGUCAGAAUGAUUUCGAUAGCAUUCCGAUGGCGGCGUUCGCCGGGAUGGCGAAUUUGAGAAAGAUUGACAUAUCAGGUUCGCUGAAGCUGAAUAGAAUCGAGAGUGGAGCGUUUUCGGCGAACGCCAAUUUGGAGGAGAUUGUGAUAGCUUCGAACAAAGCGUUGGCGGAGAUUCAGGAUGGAGCGCUCAGUGGAUUGCCGCAUCUGAAGAGGCUGGUGCUGAAGGACAAUGCUCUAACGACUUUGUCAGAUGGGUUGUUUUCCUGGAAUGAGCUGGUGGAUUUGGAUCUGACGGAGAAUCCGAUCGUUUGUGACUGCAGGAUUCUGUGGUUGAGAAAUGUGCUGGUAAACAAGAGUAACAGCAGCCAGAACAAGACUCCGGUGAUAUGUGCGUCACCGGAUAGAUUGCGAGAACAAGCCCUGCAAGCGCUAUCGCCGGAACUGUUGGGUUGUUCGCAUACGGAUCCAACACAACAGGCGAUUAUUUGCGGUGUCCUGGUAGCAGUUGCAGCGCUCAUUACAACAUUAGUACUGGUAAUCUACAAAUGCCGGAGACGGAUCCGGGAGGUGGUGAAAGGUGGCUGGGGAAACAGUGCCAUCGGUCGGAAGGAACGUGAAUACCAAAAGACCUUCUCCGAGGAGGACUACAUGGGCCGGCUGCCGAACCCGUGCGGAAUGGGUGGUGUACACACGACAACGUUGAACAACUACCAAAUCAACAACCACCACUCGCAUGGCAUCCGGCACAUACCGGUAACGGAACUAUAG
This is a messenger RNA of Ochlerotatus camptorhynchus, 2118 nucleotides long. RefSeq names its product chondroadherin-like protein. The transcript is spliced from 3 exons. Gene Ontology annotation, cellular component: extracellular matrix. The record is from RefSeq and is a predicted model, not a curated record. Bases 502 to 2118 code for a protein of 538 amino acids. Lineage: Eukaryota; Metazoa; Arthropoda; Insecta; Diptera; Culicidae. Gene Ontology annotation, molecular function: protein binding.